Molecule: messenger RNA, 2658 nt
Organism: Salvia hispanica
Lineage: Eukaryota; Viridiplantae; Streptophyta; Magnoliopsida; Lamiales; Lamiaceae
Source: RefSeq, a predicted model, not a curated record
AAUUCCAUUCAACUUUUUGUCAAAAACAAACUCUUUUUCCAAUUGGUCAUGGCGGCCUAUGCAGCCUUGGUGUCUCUUAUGAAUCUCAUAGAUGAUAUCGAGAAUCAUCCAUGGCCUCCAAUUUGUAUCGACAAAAAUCAAGUUGAAUCUCUCACUCAAUUCUUUACCUUCUUGCAGGAAUUUCUUCAACACUAUGCAUCCCCUCUGGACGAUGAAGAUGAAGCAGAUCCACUAGAAAUGCGAAUAAUGGAAGCAGCUUAUGCAGCUGAAGAUAUUAUCGAAUCCUAUAUUGUUCACCUCGUUCAACUCUGUACACCCGCAGUAGAAAAUGAUCAAGCCACCUAUGAUUCUAGUGAAGAAGUGAGUUGUGUCAACUUGUAUCAAGAUCUACAUCAAACGAUUGAAGAAAUGGAUUUGAUCAAGAAAGCAGCGAUGGAGAUCAAUACGCGGAAUCCUAUCUCUGCAUCCUCUGUUUCUUCAACGUCAUCUUCUUCAAGUGGCAGUAGCAUCAUGGUGUGCUCGGAAGAUCUCUUAAAUGGGAUCAUGGAAAAGCUCGUUGGCGGCCGGCCCACUCGCCAUGGGAACUUCUUUCGCGGAAGGGGGAAGAAAGUGGAAUGAGUGAAGAUGAACUAGGAUUAGAGCUGUAUCAAUAUUUAUACGGUAGAAGGUUUCUAAUUGUGUUGGAUGAUAUGUGGAGUAGUGAUGCGUGGGAUAUGAUUCAACGUUUCUUUCCUGACAAUGAGAAUGGUAGUCGGAUAUUUGUGACCAAUUGAGUUCUCAACUCAACAAGGAUUAUAACCUUCAAAUGGAGUUUCUAGAUGAGUUUCAAGGCUGGGAGCUCUUCUCCAAGACUGUGUUUGGAGAGGAAAGUUGUCCACUCGAACUGGUGGAAAUUGGAAAGGAAAUUGUUGCAAAUUGCAGAGGACUUCCUUUGUCAAUUGUUCUUGUGGGAGGUCUUUUGAGAAAAAUGGAGCCGACUCAGGGAAGUUGGGGAUCAAUAAGGAAGAACUUAGCUUUGGUAGUGAAUUUGGAGAAUGAUAAACAUUGCUUGAGAUUGUUGAAAUUGAGCUAUAACCAUUUGCCUGUCUAUUUAAAGCCAUGUUUUUUAUACAUGGGAGUGUUUGAAGAAGACAAUGUAAUUCGUGUCUCUAAACUUAUCAGGUUAUGGGUUUCGGAAGGAUUUAUAAAACCAGUCACUGGCAAGAGCUUGGAAACAGUUGCAAAAGGAUUCUUGAAGGAUUUGGUUGAUAGAAAUCUCAUUCAAAUUGAUAAGUUGGGGUCUACGGGAAAUAUAAAGUGGUGCAGAAUCCAUGAUUUGAUGAGAGACUUGUGCUUAAGAGAAAGUUCGAAAUAUGGGUUUUAUGACGUGAUAGGACAAGAAGGUGUAAAUAGGCAACGCCGUGUUGUUAUACUCAGGAACAGUUCAAAGCAGAUGGCCAUUGAUUCACUGCAAUCUAUGUCAUAUAAUGCUCGUUCGAUUAUCUGUGAACAAGGUGAAGUCUUGUGGUGCCGGAAUUUUAGAUUGCUGAAGAGAUUAAAUGUGUUAACUCGAAGCAGCGUGGAUGCCCUUGUGUUUGAAUGUGUUAACUUGCGGCACCUUGAUAUUCAUGCAGUUCGUAGCUUCCCCUCUUUACACUCUUCCGUUAAUCGCUUCUGGAAUCUGCAUACGUUCAUUGUUUAUUGUUGGGAUGAGUGGAAUGCGCCUGUUGCAAUUUGGAAAAUGCCUCAGUUAAGGCAUGUUAAGUUGCUCUAUGGAGAUGGUUUCUGGCUCGCGGAUCCUCCAAGCGACGAGCAAGUUCAUGUCAUGGAAAAUCUGCACACGCUCAAGGGAGUAAAGAAUUUCAAGUGUGAUGAAGAGGUGGUUAAGAGAAUCCCGAACAUGAGGAAACUUCGAAUAAAGUAUUAUGGCAGAGAACAAAUCGAUUAUGGUCUUAGCAAUAUGGAAUGUCUGUGUAUACUGGAAUCCCUUAACAUCUACUGUGAUUAUGAAUUUCGAGGGGUUGCUUCUCUCUGUAAGCUUACCUUACCACAGUCCCUCAAGAGUUUUGAGUCUUUGGAUGGAAAGUGAGUUCGAAUGGGAGUACUUGUUGGAAAACAUCGGUUCCUUACCCCGUCUUGAGAAGCUCAAAUUGUACCAAGGAUGCUUCAGAGAAGGCAAGUGGGAAAUAGCUGAAGGCCAGUUCUUGUCACUCAAGUACUUAGAACUGAGUUGUGGUGCUUUGGAGCAUUGGACGACGCAAGAGAGCUCCAUUUUUCCGCGGCUUGAGCAACUUCUUCUUAAUAGCUCGGAAAAGUUGGAGGAGAUCCCUUUUCAAAUUGGAAACAUACCCACACUGCAAAAAAUUAAGUUAUACUACUGCAACCAAUCUGUGGUGCUGUCAGCAAAAAACAUAGUUGAUGAACAAGUUGAGUUCCAAGGUGAACAACUUUCCUUUCGUGUGGAGGUUUUGGUCACGAGGGCCGACGAAGAACUGCAGAGCUUGGCAGGUCCGAACUUUAAAGUUUAUAGUCAAAAAGAUCUCGAUUUGGAAUCGGGAUAUAAAUAGAAAUUCAAGUUUUUGUAUGUGAAGAACAUUCUUUUUUGUAGAUAUAAAGUUUAGAGUUUAAAAUGCAGAUAUACUAUUUUUGUAGUGAAUAAAAAGAUCGGAAUUCAAUCGA